ACGCACGAGCCAACUAUACGGCAUCUUGAGUUCAUCGCUUAGGUUGCAGACUUAAGCAAGAAACUUAUCAGCUAGACACCGAGAGGCGCAGAAGAGAAAUCGCGGCGAGAUUGUUUGGCUGUUUCAGUAACUCGGCCUCGACCAAGCGAGAGGAGAUCGAAGAGGAAGAAGAUGGCGGGGAGCGGUGUCCUGGAGGUGCAUCUCGUCGACGCCAAGGGCCUCGCCGGCAACGACUUCCUAGGUGAGAUAGGCAAGAUAGACCCGUACGUGGUCGUGCAGUACCGGAGCCAGGAGCGCAAGAGCAGCGUGGCUCGAGAUCAAGGCAAGAACCCGAGCUGGAACGAGGUGUUCAAGUUCCAGAUCAACUCCACCGCGGCCACCGGGCAGCACAAGCUCUUCCUCCGGCUCAUGGACCGGGACACCUUCUCAAGGGACGACUUACUCGGCGAAGCAACGAUCGACGUGACUGACCUGAUCAGCUUAGGCAUGGAGCAUGGCACAUGGCAGAUGAGUGAAUCCAAGCACCGGGUCGUCCUCGCGGACAAAACAUACCACGGCGAAAUCAGAGUUGGCCUCACGUUUACCGCCGCUGCAAAGCCUCAAGAUCAUGGAAAACAGGUUGGAGGAUGGGCGCACAGCUUUCGUCAGUAGAAAGAUUGUGACCUUAAAGUCGGGUUCGUGUGGUACCAUAAGUGUAAUUCCAUAAUUAUUAGUAUAUUCUUAGCUGUGGCAUGUGGUAGGUUUAGAUAACUAGCGAGGUAGGAUUUUGUGAGUAACAACGGCAUCUAAUGCCCAAGAUUGAUGUGAUUCAAAGUGUAUGUGUGUUGCGUCAUUUUUUUCGCUCUCUAGAUGUAUAUUCAGAACAUUCUAGAGUCAUCGAGUCUGUUAAUGGCUGUGAAUUAUGAAAUUCUUUAUGCUUAUUUCU
Messenger RNA from Oryza brachyantha (malo sina), 925 nucleotides. Its product is annotated as elicitor-responsive protein 1. NCBI's taxonomy places the organism in Eukaryota, Viridiplantae, Streptophyta, Magnoliopsida, Poales, Poaceae. The transcript has 5 exons. The coding region runs from base 172 to 651 and encodes 159 amino acids. The record is from RefSeq and is a predicted model, not a curated record.